UAAUCAUUCAUCCCCAUGCUCAUAUAGUCCCCCAUCUCUAGGCCUCUCUCUCUCUCUCUCUCUCUCUCUCUCUCUCUCCAUCGCAGAAAUGAAAGGAGAGAUACAGUCGCACCACCACAGAACCACACCGAAGAUAGUCCUCCUCGUCACCAUCCUCUUCGCCCUCCUCAUCAUCAUCUCCCUCUACAACCCUUUCCUCUCUCAGCCCCUCCUCAUCUUCUCAAGAACAACCUCCUCCUCUUCCUCCUCCUCCUCGGAUGAGGCUGUCGUCGCGGUUGAAGAGGAUGACCCUGCCAUCGGCUCAAGCACGGCGGAGAUCUGCGACAUAUUCACGGGGGAGUGGGUGCCGAACCCGCGGGCGCCGUACUACACGAACAAGACCUGCUGGGCGAUCCACGAGCACCAGAACUGCAUGAAGUAUGGCCGGCCCGACACCGACUUCAUGAAGUGGCGGUGGAAGCCGGACGGCUGCGAGCUCCCCCUCUUCAACCCGGCGCAGUUCCUGGAGCUGGUGAGGGGCAAGUCCAUGGCAUUCGUGGGGGACUCCGUGGCCAGGAACCAAAUGCAGUCCAUGAUCUGCCUCCUUUCUAGGGUGGAAUAUCCGAUUGAUGUCUCGCACACGUCGAAUCAGCAAUACAUGCGCUGGAGGUACGUGACCUACAACUUCACGCUCGCCAACUUCUGGACGCCCCACCUGGUCAAGUCCGCGGAGACCGACCCGAACGGGCCGACCAAGACGGGCCUCUUCAGCCUCCACCUCGACGAGGCCGACGACAGGUGGUUGUCCGAGGCCGAGGAGUUUGACUACCUGAUCGUCUCCGCAGGGCAUUGGUUCUACCGUCCGCUCGUCUUCCACGAGGGCGGCAAGAUUGUGGGGUGCCAUUUUUGCUUGCUAGAGAACGUUCCGGACCUGACCAAGUUCUACGGCUACCGGAAGGCGUUCAGGACAGCGUUCAAGGCCAUCAACGGGCUCAAGAACUACAAGGGCAUCACCUACCUGAGGACCUUCGCGCCUUCUCACUUCGAAGGCGGGAUUUGGAACCAGGGCGGCAACUGCGUCCGGACAAGGCCGUUCCAGAGCAACGAGACCGCGCUCGCCGACGAGAACCUCGAGCUGUACAUGAUCCAGGUGGAGGAGUUCCGGAAGGCUGAGCAGGAAGCGAGGGAGAGGGGGCUCAAGUACCGGCUGCUCGACACGACGCAGGCGACGCUGAUGCGGCCGGACGGCCACCCGAGCCGGUACGGGCACUGGCCGCACGAGAACGUGACCCUGUACAACGACUGCGUGCAUUGGUGCCUGCCGGGGCCGAUCGACACGUGGAGCGACUUCCUGCUCGAGAUGCUGAAGACCGAGGGCCGGAGGUCAAGGGAAGAGAAGCUCCGGUUCAGCGACCGGAAGUUGAAGGCCUAAGCGCGAUCGAUGGUCUUUAGUACAUAAGGUUAAUGUGGUCGAUUGGCACUGUCUUUUUCUAUUUGGGCAUUGGAAAUUGGAAAAAUUGGUUGUCCUAUAUUUUUGGUUCCGUGGUUCCAUUAGAGCGAGUUUAUUCAAGAAAUAAAUAAAUUAUUUUAAUGUGUUGGCCGUAA
Eucalyptus grandis is the source of this 1584-nucleotide messenger RNA. Its product is annotated as protein trichome birefringence-like 19. Gene Ontology annotation, molecular function: O-acetyltransferase activity. The coding region runs from base 89 to 1411 and encodes 440 amino acids. Gene Ontology annotation, cellular component: Golgi apparatus. NCBI's taxonomy places the organism in Eukaryota, Viridiplantae, Streptophyta, Magnoliopsida, Myrtales, Myrtaceae. The record is from RefSeq and is a predicted model, not a curated record. The transcript has 2 exons.